Messenger RNA from Lineus longissimus, 3792 nucleotides. RefSeq lists its product as uncharacterized. The transcript is spliced from 2 exons. The coding region runs from base 1534 to 2457 and encodes 307 amino acids. The record is from RefSeq and is a predicted model, not a curated record. Lineage: Eukaryota; Metazoa; Nemertea; Pilidiophora; Heteronemertea; Lineidae.
GCCUAUAAUUUGGUAAUCUCCUGAGGUAUUUUCAAGUGAUGAUCGUUGGUCUCCUUUGUGUUCUGGGCUAAUGAUUUUAGCUUCUUUUGUGUGGCUUACUUUGUAAUAGGGUUGGUGAAUUCUGGCUGUUACGGCAGGCAUUGGUUCGUUGAGAUGAGGUAAUCUUUCUGUAUAAAACUGGGCCCUAGCUUUGAUCAGUGUCCAUACCUAGCGCGCUUGCUACCAGACGGGUAGACCUUUUCUUUCUGUGAUUUUGCUUGGUUCCUAUGGCUGAGUAGAGCCUACAUUUUUGUCUCAUCUCUCUGAACCGCUGCAUGGUGUGACACGCCCAAUCUUCACCAUGUAUGUCAUGUACAUGGGAACGUUUGCUGACUUUUGGCUUUUCUUGUGAGUAUAAACCCUCAAAUUCCGAGUUCCGUAUUUCUGCCAUGUGACCUAUAAUUUUACCCCCUUCGUGUGCCUCUAGGGCUGGGUUUGUCAAUAUCCUGUUAUGGCCAGACUGACCGGGUUUUCCUGAGGUUUCUUUUAGUUUGUUUGAGUUGGAACUUUGUGUGAAGAAGCUGGGCAAAGUUGCCCACAAUUCCUGUCCGACAUGUCAUGAUCAUGUCACUUGUUUUAUACUGGAUUUUGAUAGUGUUUAAUCUUGUUCUGACUUCCCUGCUUGGCAUAGGUUUUGAGUUACAUAAUCAGAAAGUGAUUCCAGGUGAUACAAGUUCUGGGGAAUCUUAGUUCGGAGUGUUCCAUGUCUUGGUUGGUGAACUGUUUUGGGCCACCCUGUAUAGAUUUACAUUGGCUUUGGUUCAUCUGACUGGUACUUUGAUUAAUAGGUGAUUUCUCCUCCAAUUAGAUGUCGUUUUGACAGGGGAAUUUAGGCUUCUGGGUUGUUGGUAGAACAAGUGUGGUGAGAAGGAAUUUGGGUAACCUGGGGUCAUAUCUGGUUGGCCAUGCAGUUUAUUGGGUUGGAUGAAUGUGAAGUGAAAUCUGGAAUCUAGUUUGUUCAUAAUAAACAUAUUUUGGGUAUAUUCUAGCGCUUAUAAUUUAUCGGUCAAUGCACACCCCCACAAACUCUGGUUCUCGUCAACGCUGGUGAAGGUUCAUUCAUUUUGCCAGGGGUUGACGGGAACUCAUUAACGACAAUUCCAUUCACAAGGACGGUCGUUACAAUUGGCACCCGCGUGGUUUUCAUUGGCCGGUAAUACUUACUAAUUGCUAUCUAUAUUUCACUUUUUCUGCUUCCUGUGAGUUGUCACUGGGUCGUGACACUUGUUGGAGGGGGGAGGUAGCCUGUUUUUGGCUGACGUGUGUUUUUUUUUUGUCAAGGUAAUAUUGCUGGUUUAAAUGUAUCAUGGGAAACUUUUUGGAAUUUCUGGUCAGUCUGGUGUGUCAUGCUAUGCGGUGGAGAUGAGUGGAUGAGACAAUGUUAUUCAUUUGAAGUUUAGAUUUAGUUUAUUGCACGCUAGGUGUGGAUCAUCAGGAAAGCUCGGUGAGUGGCCAAUUUUUUAUUUUUAUUUUGAUAUUUGUGUUAGCUUGAACAUGGACCCAUCUGGACGGGUAGACGAAUUCCUGUCGCAGAUUGGCACAGCCCUGCAGGGGAUGCAGGAGGAGAUGACGAAUGUGAUGGUUGGGCCACCACCGCCCGCAACUCCGGGUUCUUCUGGUCGGAUGCGUUAUUCGACUCCUUAUGGGGCAACAGCUGAGUCCGAUGACGAGCUGUUCCAUAAGAAACCGGUGGUGUUACCGGAUUGGUAUAAUAACGAUGGUAAGACAGAUUUCGAAGAUUGGGUGGAAAGAGUGCGAAUUGUGCAGAGGGUGAACCAUUGGUCAGAGGAGCAGCUAAUGAGUUUUGUGCCCUUGCGACUUAAGGACGAUGCUUUUCGUGUUUACAAAGACAUGCAUGAUUUUGAGAAAUGUAAUUUCGAUACCUUUUGUGAAACUUUCAGGCUGCGGGGUUGCCCUGCUGAUGUGAAGGUAUUCAAGGCCAGACUGGCGGCGCGGCGUAAGCUUGAAACAGAGACUUACGUCCAAUUGGCCGCAGACAUCCGUCGUCUGGUCUUGAAGGCCUUUCCAUCGGCAGGAGUGGCGAUACGGGAAGAGAUGGCGGUGGACUACUUUACUCAGGCACUAACCGAUAGGGAAGUUCGGCUCCAGGUCAGGCGGGCCGACUGCGACACCUUGGACGAUGCUUUGUCUAGGGCGCUGGCUGAGGAAAGUUUCCAAAGGGCCGAGAAACCUGGAGAGGCUAGGAAGGGUCCCCAGAAGGUGAACAUGACGAGGCCGGGUGUCGCAGACGGACCGUCGGGACCUGGUAUGCAGAAGCAGAUAGACGCGCUUUCGAAAAAGCUAAAUGACGCGCUGGUUGCUCUCGGUCAGAUUAGUACAGCCCCUGGUAGGAGGGCUCGGCAUUGGUUUUUGUCGGGGAGACUACCACCAUACCACCAUCGUCGGAAGUUGUGUUGACUGGGAGAAUUAGAAGAAGGGGCGCGCUGCGGUUGCAGGAGGGAAUGAUGGAAGGUGUGCAUCAUGGUUUUUCGUUGUCCGGAAACAGACCAUUGGUGGCCAGGUCGGUGGUCUCCGUCGACAAGAACGCUGUACCAGUACGACUGAUGAAUGUUCACAAGGAACCAUACAUUUUGCAAAAAGGUCAGUGUAUUGCUAUAUUACAACCUUUUGAGUCGCAGCAGGAGACUGAUCUCAAGGUUGGUGAAACUGAAGAUAAGUUGUCAGAACCUUUGCAGAAGUUGUAUGAAGAGAGUCUUGGUGAACUUGAUGAGGCACAGGCCGCUGAUUUGUACAAGCUGUUGCUGAAGAAUGAACAUGUGUUUUCUAAGGGUGACAUGGACUUGGGUCGUACAGAUGUAGUCAGACAUAGUAUAGAUACUGGGGAUUCUCCUCCUUUGCGAGAACCAGUGCGCCGGUUACCUAUUCAUAAGUAUGCUGAGGCUGAGAAAUGUGUACAGGAUAUGUUGAAGCAGGGGGUGAUUGAGCCUUCAAGCUCUCCUUGGAGAAGUGGGGUAGUAUUGGUGAAGAAAAAAGAUGGCAGCACUAGGUUUUGUAUUAAUUACAAGAAACUGAAUUCGGUCACCAAGUUUGACAGUUACCCUUUGCCCAAUAUUACUGAUAACUUAGACGCUUUGAGAGGGGCCAAGUGGUUUUCAACUCUAGAUUUAGCUUCCGCUUAUUGGCAAUGUGAAAUGGAUCCUGAUUCGGCUGCUAAGACUGCCUUCUCAGUGGGACGCCAUGGGCUAUAUCAGUUUACUAGGAUGCCAUUUGGACUUUGUGGGGCCCCAAGUACUUUUGAGCGUUUAAUGGAGUUGGUUUUGGCUGGGUUGCAGUGGGAGAUUGCCAUAAUUUAUUUGGAUGAUGUGGUCAUUUUUUCGUCAACAUAUUCUCAGCAUCUUGCAGAUAUCCAGAAGGUGUUUGACCGUUUGGGAGCUGCCGGGUUGAAACUGAAGUGUAAGAAGUGUUUGCUGUGUAGACGUGAAGUGGAGUACCUUGGUCAUGUGGUUGGUAGGGAUGGAGUAAAGACAUCUUGGUCCAAGAUACAGAAGGUAAAAGAAUGGCCGAGGCCUAAAACUGUCACCCAGCUGAAGAGUUUCUUGGGCCUUUGUGCGUAUUAUCGUCGUUUUGUGCUACGGUUUGGGGAGAUUGCUACCCCGUUAUAUAAAUUGACAAAGAAACAGGUGGAUUGGGUAUGGACAGCUGAGUGUGAACGUGCAUUUGAAUUGUUGAAGGAAAAGUUGUGUACCGCUCCGGUGUUAGCCUAUCCUGAUCCAAGGAAAGAGUUAUUUUGGA